Molecule: messenger RNA, 1222 nt
Organism: Lytechinus variegatus (green sea urchin)
Lineage: Eukaryota; Metazoa; Echinodermata; Echinoidea; Temnopleuroida; Toxopneustidae
Exons: 3
Coding region: 32-1207 (391 amino acids)
Biological process (GO): signal transduction
Molecular function (GO): protein binding
Source: RefSeq, a predicted model, not a curated record
CAUUGUGUUUAGAGCCCGUUAACUUUGAAACAUGGCUUCGUCUUCACCAAUGCCACAGUGGGAGAGCUCUCAAGACCCAAAUGACGAUGAUCUCAGGGACCUUGAGUUGGUGGAACUAGCGUCUAAGCUGUACCCUGAGGAUUAUUAUAAGCUGGGACUGAGACUAGGUUUCCAAGACUCCAAACUCAGCCACUUUAAACAUGACAAUCCGAACAACAUUGAGGGCGCACUGACAACGAUGCUGAUACGUUGGCGAAAGAAUCAGAGCGGGAAACCUGCCGCAAUCAGAAAACGACUAGCAGACGCUUUCAAACACGUACAACGCGUUGAUCUGUCCCAGGAAGUUUAUAUACAAGAGGAUGUUCUCGAGGAAUUUAAAGAUAUCAAUUUGACCGACAGUACCGAUGGUGGCAUCGCUGAAUGGCACUUGGUAAAAACAAUUGAUCUUCCAACCGAUAAAGCAGAGUGGUUCAAAGCAUGUUUGGCGUUACCCGGGAACUGCGUGGCUGUUGGAUACAGAUCCGGCGGCAUCGAUAUCAUCAACAUCGACACUGAAAAGCGGGAAAGGAUUCUAGACCACCUGAAAAUCAGAAGCCUCACGCGGUUGAGCGAUGGGACCUUGGUGAUCUGCAACGACGACGUGAAGUCGGUCAAGAUAUAUACAUGCAAAUACCGCGGAAGGCAGUCGGUGGCCAGGCCCUUGUACGCACUGCGGAUUUCUGGUACUCACCGAUCGCUGAGCAUCGACCCACAGGAUAACAUAUACAUCGGACUACGUGGAUUUAAAGAAAUCGAGGUGGUGGACCCUGUUAGUGGGGCACGAACCAGGACCAUUAAAACGGCCGUGGAUCCGUGGAGCAUCGCCUUGAUGCAGACAGGCAACAUAGCCGUCACCAACUCGUUGAGAGGAAACGAAGACGCAGUCAGUGUCCUUGAUCCUGGCGGGGACAUCGUCAGUAGGAUGCCAGGGGUGAAGGACGCCAGACAGUUCAUCACAGUCGAUUCGCGGGAUAGCAUAUACGUGGCGAUCAAGACAAAGAACGGGCAGGUUAAAAUUAGAAAGUAUACUGGCCAUGCAGUUGAGGUCGUCACCGAGGGCUUGGACUCGGUUACUAAGCCACGUGAAUGGAUUCAACUGACAUGUAUAUCCCCAACUCAACUUGUGAUGUGUGACGCUAAAUCAAUGUUUGUAUUUCAAAAGUACUGAUGGCGACUAUACAGU